AAAAAAAGUUUAAAAACAAAGUGUAAGAAAAUAUUUACAAACAAGAAAAAUUCACAUGUACACAAUAGGAUGUAUCAGUAGCAAUAUUUAUUGUCAUUUGACUAUAAUUAUUAAAAAAAAAAAACGUGUUGUUUUUAAAAAAAACAUUUUUAAACAUUGAAUAAGAGCUGACUGAAUUCAAAUGGUUAUGUGAUGAUUAUAAAGUGUAGUUACUAUGGUGAUUUCAUUUUAAUCUACAACAAAAAAACCUCCGAAGUGUUUUAUUAGUGUUGUUAUUGUUGUUUUUUGAACAAUUGUUUCAAUAAAUAUUUAUAAUUAAAUAAAAAUGGCAACCAAUAAUAAUGGAUAUAUUGCAACUGGUACUGAUAAAGCUUCAAUACAUUUUGUAAAUAACCACCUCAGCUAUACGGGACAAGAUUGUCACCACAUUCCAGACGCAUUAGGCAAAUUAUAUGGACAAAAAGUACAAAUUUUGGACUUGAGUUUUAAUUCAUUAUACAAUUUGAAAGGUUUAAAUGGAUUUCAAACAUUACAAGAAUUAAUAUUAGAUAAUAACGAAUUAAAUGAUAAUAUACAAUUUCCACUUUUACCCUAUUUACAUACAUUAUCCUUAAAUAAAAAUAAUAUAACGAAUCUAGAACAAUUAAUUGAACAAAUAUAUGAAAAAUUACCACAGCUAACAUACUUAAGUUUAUUAGGUAAUAAAGCAUGCCCUGAUCAGCUAACUGAUAUUGAAAAAGAUGAAAAUGAUUACCAACGAUAUCGAUAUUACGUCUUAUAUAAAUUACCAAAAUUAAAAUUUUUGGAUUCAACAAAAGUCACGGAAGAAGAACGAUUGGAAGCAUUGCGACGUGGUAAAUUUAUGAAAGUUGUGCGACCCACAGAUAAUAAUUUAAAAUUAAAUAAAAGGGAUAAUGACUUAGAGGCAAUCGAAAAAAAUUAUACGCCAUUAUCUGCAACAAAUCCAAGAUCUUCAGAUGAACACAGAGGUGCUUAUGGAAAGAUGCGAUAUCGGUACUCAGGAAAACAUUCAGAAGGAAAUCGAUUUAUAAAAAAUAAUGAUUUAUAAAAUUAAUUGUUCCACUAAUAUUAACAAACAUAUUAAUUUUAAUUCUCAAUUUGUAAUAGUUAAUUAUUUUGUA
This is a messenger RNA of Chrysoperla carnea, 1142 nucleotides long. RefSeq names its product leucine-rich melanocyte differentiation-associated protein-like. The record is from RefSeq and is a predicted model, not a curated record. Bases 326 to 1069 code for a protein of 247 amino acids. Gene Ontology annotation, molecular function: protein binding. Gene Ontology annotation, biological process: melanocyte differentiation. The transcript has 5 exons. NCBI's taxonomy places the organism in Eukaryota, Metazoa, Arthropoda, Insecta, Neuroptera, Chrysopidae.